Bombus pyrosoma is the source of this 2468-nucleotide messenger RNA. RefSeq lists its product as uncharacterized. The transcript is spliced from 4 exons. The record is from RefSeq and is a predicted model, not a curated record. Bases 1317 to 2306 code for a protein of 329 amino acids. NCBI's taxonomy places the organism in Eukaryota, Metazoa, Arthropoda, Insecta, Hymenoptera, Apidae.
AUCAAUUAUCGUGCAGAAAAGUUGUAAUAUCUCGAAAAUUUAUAACCGCCAGUAUCGAAAUGUACAAAAUUUUGGCAAUUUCGAUACUAUUUCGCAGUUUAUUUCCCAUUCUAAACGUUUCGUUUCCUAGUACGGUGAAAGAAAGACGCGUGACAACUAGACCGUGGAAGGAAUAAUUUGACUGGAAAUUGCAUCGUAUCCGCCCUCCUCCAACAUUUUCUUCCGCUAGUCUAUUAACUCUGGCGUUCUUUUCUUAAAACUUGAACUCUUAACUUAUGGUAAAUAAUUCACGAUCCAAAUCAAAUAUAGAUUACUCGUCAGAAUCUCAUAAUUCAAAAAGCACUGAAAAGUGCAACCAACUAAAAUGGUAAAAGCGCGAAACUUCAUCAGUGAUAAUGUUCGAAAAUAAUUACGUCCGCGUGGAUUUCCAUUAUCGACGGUAAGAAAGUGCAUCGCGGGGAUAAUAAAAAUGAAGUAACACGUCGAGCGAGGCAUUUACCAUCGAUUUAUGUUCAAGGAAACACGUGGUCGCGCGACGGCCAAGAGUGAAAGUGAAACAUGAUCUGUGAUCCACGUGCUUCUGACGCUCGAGCGGUGCUAACCUACAAGUACCGCAUCGACUGAACCUCGAACAGCACGUUUCUGCUCCAGCGUGUCGAUCGUUCCAGUGAAAGAAAUUUCGUAAUCGCGGACGAAAAGUGGCUGAUAAUUCGACGUGUGUGAUUGAAUGGCAUUAAGCAUCAUUGAACGAAUGCCAACUCGAAGGAUCGAAGUUGACGCGAGACAGUGGACUCUAAUAGAAACACCAUCGAAAUUUUUAGUGUUUGCUUUGUUCCAUUGUUUUCUCGAUAUAUGGGAAAUUUGAAAUCGGAAUUGAAGGUUUCAAAGAAAGAAAGGAUUUGGCCAAUAUUGUGAGAAUUUGAGGAGUUAUCCCUUACAGUUGAUUAUAUCGACUAAAGUUGAUUUCAACGAUUCGGUUUAUCGACCGAGUCCUUUCGCGCGAUCGCAUAAUCGACAACGCGAUAACUCGUGCAACUUCUGUAGAAAGUCGACCGUCCGGUUUAAUCGUGAUCACGGCAAAAAGGAAAAAAGAUCGAGGAGCAACCUUCAGAAAUUUCAGAAACUGUCAGAGACCCGGUCAACCAUCCAUAGCGUUGUGUGUAGAAAUAUACUGUUGACUAUACGUAUUAGGACAUCUGUUGAUAUUUAUAAAUUCAGUAUAAAUUCAGUAUUUUCAAGUGCUUUUUUCUAGCUAUUUUAUAGUUAUGUCAUUCGCGUCAUCUUACGGUCAAUAAGCUUGAAUAAAUGUAACGAUUAUGUGUGCUAAUACUUUGGUCGACGAUAUGCAGGCGUCGUCGAUGAAUUUAUUGGCAGCCGGCUUAUCGCUAUUUUGCUUCGUGCAUCCCCUCCAUGGCGACCCUCAAGGAUUCUAUUCGACGAAUUAUGAGUCCUACAAUCCUGUAUUUCACAUAUCGGACCCGGUGCACCGUGUUGCACAAUUUCCUGAACGAUACGAUUCUUCGAGCACUGGGAAAUCUUUACCAAGCGUGGCACAGUAUAGAGAAACGUCCGAGGCCACUCCAGAAGAAGAUCAGUUUGAAAAACCUUUGCUUCUGCUGAGUUACUCUAGAGGAAUGACAGAAACGGUGCAGCCAGAAGUAUAUAACAGGUAUAGUGAUUUUGGGUCGGGUGAUCGUGAAGAGAAAGCGAAAGAAGAUAGAAUAAACGUUGAAGAUGAAGAUAAAAAGAGUGACUUGGACGAGGAGGCAAUUAUAGAAAAGAUGAGGAUUCUAGAUCGACUGUUGUCUGAGGAUUCAGGUGAAAAAGAUUUUGAUACGAAUGUAAUUGGAGACAAGAUCAUCUCGGAAGAAUCGAAGAGGGUUGUCAGAGAAGUGAAGAAGAAGAAGCCGGGAUUGUUUUGGUCCUUGGCAAAAAUCACGUUCGAGGCAAUCAGCGACACGACAUCAGCGAUCAAGGAGAUCGCCACCAUCAUCAAUAACAGCAUCGCUCCUGAUUCGGCUACUGCUAGUACCAUGAUGAAAGGAUCCCUAAAGGAUGCAGAUUCAUCGAACAUGACCAACGUCAACGGAACAGAAACAACGACAUCAAUGCCCACGACCACGCCCUUUGUCUUAACUAGACAAACGCUACAGAGUUUAAUCAGGCGAAACGUCUUGGGGCUCGUUAAACUUUUUAAUAUCGAAUGGAAAGACGCAUUAAACCAAUCGGAAACAAACGUGAAAGAGUUCCAGAGGGAUCUAGGAAACCAAAUAGGCAGUUUCUUUCGUGACAGAAGGGACACUUAAAACGACUGAUUGCAUUAGGACAUUUCUUAUUCGAUAAAAUUCCUUCGACAGUGUACAUUCUCCAAGCAUGUAGCCAAAGAUCGAACAUAAGUUUAACCGACUAGUAGUACGUGUAAAAAACCGUUUCUUUUUAUAAUUCGAAUUAAAGAGUUGAAAGCGAAA